GCGAAGUACAACAAAUUGACAAAUAAUUUUAUAUUUUAUGACAUUUUAAUUACUGAAGUUUAAAAUGAUUGGAACAUGUAGAGAGAUGUGUCCAUCUUCUGAAAUCAGGCUGAGAGAAAGAGAAAACUUGCUCCAUAGGUUUGAGGUUGCUGAGGACCACACACGGCAGAGACCUAAAGCAGACUGGAACAAGUGUGUGAAGGAGUAUCGACGCCCCACUGUUGGUACCCGGGACCCCAGGCCUGAGGAAAUUCGGCCCCCAGAUGUGUUAGUAGAGACAUUGGACUACCUGGUACAUAGCAUAUCCUCACUGAACUGUCGAUGGAAUGACAUCUACGAUUUCAUGUUUGAUCGACUGCGGGCAAUAAGACAAGAAGUUGUUGUACAGCGUUGUGAAGACAAAACUGCCAUAGAGAUUCUGGAACACGCUGUACGCUUCCACAUAUUCUCAGAUUACAGAAUGUGUAUGGAGCCAGUCUCAGUAUUUGUGCCAAAAAUCAACUCACAACAUACACAAGAAUGCCUCAAAAGACUCCUCAAUCUCUACAAAUCAGUUGAAUGCAACCUGACAGGGGAGUUAACUUCAAUUGAUGGAACAAAAUCAAGGGACACAAUUCUUGCACACAGGGCUGAGUUUGAGGCAACUUAUAUCCUGUUUAAUCUCGGAGACGAGGACGCAUUAAGACAUUAUCUAAGUCUAGACAGAAGCCUCAGAAACAGCCCACCAUUGAAAGCAGCUUUUGACAUGAGCCAAGCCUUUUCCCAGAAGAACUGGGUGCGGGUGUUUCACAAGUUUGCAGGAGUAACGUCCCCUGUACACAUUUGUGCUGUGCACAGACAUUUUCCUGCCUUACACAGAAUGGCAUUGUCAAUGAUGAGUACUGCUUUCUCAAGCAAAAACCUGAAGUUCCCAAUCUCCAAACUGACAGAGUUACUGUUCUUGAAUACCCACAUGGAAACUCAAAAUCUCUGUGUACAGUAUGGUAUCAAGGUGCAGGGGGAAAACGUGCAGUUCCUCAAAGGAGACUUUAAGACUGAUGCAAAGAUUGAAAGAUGUCAGUCUGAUUUUAUCAACCAAAUUCUGAAAGCUAUGACUAUCCCGGAUAUUCUCAAAGGCAAGCAUUCAACUUCAACAGUGAUUAAUGCUGGAAACUCCACAAUUGGUCGUUCUCAUUUCGACCAAAAUGAACAUGUGACUGGGAAGGAGAGCAGUUGUCAAUUUACCCAAGAAAACAGAAGUCAUUUGGCUUUUCAAAGUAGGCAAUACAGUGGUAUCAAUAAAGGGACUGAAUUCAGCCAGUAUACACAAGGGAAAGCACUCAGUGAUUCUAGUGCAUUGAAAGGGACAGAACUGUAUGUGACACAAGAAGGGAGAGAACUGACCACAAGUGAGAAUAAAGGGAGACAAAUCUUGGGAGCUGUUCCAAAAGACAUGAAGGGCAGGUGCUCUCCCCUUGAUGAAUUUACCAGGGAGUUCAGUGAGAAAUGCUCUGCUUAAAAUGUGGUGUGUUUUUUUAAUUUAUUUUUCAGUUUUAACUGUGAUGGUUGCUUUAUUAUUAUUUUCUUUUUAACAGAAACAGAUAUUAAAAUUGUAUAUAAGCUUUUAGUCCUUUAAUUCUCUGUGUAUUAGUAUUUUAACAAUAUGUUUUUAAAAAUUAUUUAUAUAUACAUCAAUGUUCUGUAGAGAUAGUUGUUUAAUGCUGUAGGUCUGCUAAUUUAUUCAUGAUAAGAAAUGAUUUGUUUCUUAAGAAAUAGAUUGAUUAAUUAAAAUGGAUGAUUGUUGAUCAUGACCCAUAGAUUAAAUGUGCUCAUGACCUGGACAAACAGUUAUUGGUAUAAUGGUUAAUAUAGCGCAAUCAAUAAUUAUGACCCAAUGCCUUCCUAUAAUUGAAAAGGGAAUGGUGGUGCCUUCAUGAUAGGAGAACAUGAGCAUUAUUGAGUGAUUUAAUAUGUUUUUUUAUGUGAAAUAUUUUUAUACACUUGUAUAUUUGAAAAUCCUAAAAAUCUUGAUUUUUUAUGAUGCUAUUUAAAAAUAAAAGUUCCAAAAAAUAAUAUGAGCGUUUUAAGUAAAAAAAAAUAUACAAUGCAAAUAUAUAUUGAAAACUGAAGAUUUAAAUAAAAUAAGACAAUGAAAUAGUGCUGGUUACACAUGAUAACUUGUUAGGUUAAUGUUGGUGUUCGGGUGGCAUUGAGUGCCUCCAUUUUAGUUUACAUUUAUGUACGAUGUUAUUUGUUACAACAGUUCUUUGAGGUAAAGAUUUAUUUAUUAUAAAUGACCAUGGGUUUAUCAUGUGUCCAUGCUGAUGUCUAUACUGUUGUAGUUUUUCUUCAUUUAUUUCAUACCUGUUGGGGUAAGGGCUUAGGACACUGCAUGACUUAACCAUUAAACUUUGAAAACUAAACAAAUACACUAUGGUUUCUGAUUCCAUAUCACACAGUUUUCUAGAACGCAGUGACUAAUUUACUUACAGUGACUAAUUUACUUACGCAAAACUAUGCGUCAGUAAUUGACCCCUUAUUGUAGGAUUUAAAUGCUUUUGUAAAGAAAACUUUUUAAUACUAGUUUUCUAGCAAUGUGAGGUGAUGCAGACCCAUUGAUCAACCAACUGACAAAGCAAUCCAUAUUUAUUGAUCUGUCUUGACUUUAAACAGAAGGAGAGAAUUU
Messenger RNA from Mya arenaria, 2665 nucleotides. Its product is annotated as SAC3 domain-containing protein 1-like. NCBI's taxonomy places the organism in Eukaryota, Metazoa, Mollusca, Bivalvia, Myida, Myidae. Gene Ontology annotation, biological process: centrosome duplication; spindle assembly. Gene Ontology annotation, cellular component: nucleus; centrosome; spindle. The transcript is spliced from 8 exons. The record is from RefSeq and is a predicted model, not a curated record. The coding region runs from base 65 to 1498 and encodes 477 amino acids.